AUGAUUAAACUAUCGCAUAUUUCUGGGUUCACUUGUUAAAGGUCAAUUGUACUUUCACAGAUUUUAGCAUUCACAUAUUAUUCUGCAACUCUUGAGUCAGCUACAAUUUUGCAAAGUAAAGGACGGGCUGGAACGACUAUCUAUCUAUCUGUGAGUAUCUAUCUAUCUAUUUGUUAUACUGCGGAGGCACUGAACCCUACACCAGUCGUUAGUUCGCUCUCAGACGGAAACAGUACUUUGAGCUAGACAGUUGUAGUCCAAACCCUAGAGAGAGAACCAAGUACAUUGAAUCACCAGGGUUCAAAGUUACUAACCCAGUAAACUCUAGUUUAUUAAAUAUGUGUGCUACUAGUGAGAAAUCGACCCCUAUGGAGACAGAAAAUGAAGCAUUGAACAGUCUGGAGACGGAAUCCUGUAUGUCUUGUGCUGAUAAGCGUAAGACAGACGAGAUGAAGAGAUCACAUCCACUUCUACCCUUUGAGCAAGCGUACAAAGUUGGAGAUGUUCUGGGUAAAGGAGGGUUUGGAGUUGUCUACGCCGGAAUCCGAACCAGAGAUUCUAAACCUGUUGCAAUUAAACAUGUCGCAAAGGCAAGAGUGACCGAAUGGUCGACUCUCUGUGGGCGAACUGUUCCACUUGAGCUUAAACUUCUUCAUUCAGUUCAAUCCGUCCCUGGAGUUAUUAAACUCUUGGACUUCUAUGAACGUCGGGAUUCCUAUAUUUACGUUCUAGAGCGCUCAAUGCACUCCAAGGAUCUCUUCGACUUCAUAACAGAGAAGCGGGCUCUUCACGAAGAAGUUGCCAAGAACUUCUUUCAGCAAGUAGUAGGAACAGUGCUCGCGUGCUACGCCCGAGGAAUCGUACAUCGAGAUAUUAAGGAUGAAAAUCUGCUGGUUGAUGUGAGGACCGGAGAACUUAAACUCAUUGAUUUCGGCUCCGGAGCUUUUCUGAAGGAUGAACCCUACACUGAAUACGAUGGUGAGUUUGAACAUUAUUUAGUUUUUUUUAAAUAAACUUUUAAAACAUA
Messenger RNA from Eurytemora carolleeae, 1027 nucleotides. RefSeq names its product serine/threonine-protein kinase pim-3. The transcript has a single exon. Gene Ontology annotation, molecular function: protein serine/threonine kinase activity; ATP binding. Lineage: Eukaryota; Metazoa; Arthropoda; Copepoda; Calanoida; Temoridae. Gene Ontology annotation, cellular component: cytoplasm. The record is from RefSeq and is a predicted model, not a curated record. Bases 339 to 1013 code for a protein of 224 amino acids. Gene Ontology annotation, biological process: protein autophosphorylation; negative regulation of apoptotic process.